AUGCUUGACUUCAUUCCUUUUGUAUCUUGUAAAGACGAGACCAUUGAAGAGAAUUUAUGGGAAGUGGCACUUUAUUCAUGGACUCGUAAUCUCGCCGAACUUCUCAAUUUACAAGAUGAUGCUUUCUUACACGAGACAGCAUAUAAUGAAUCACUUUCUCAGUUCAUCGAUCAAGUAUUGAAUGAGCAAAUGGAUACUGAAGUUGCAAUAGACGCCACAUUGCUUCGGUCUAUUUUUCUUGUGUACUCUCGACUCGCUUCGAUCCAUAUACCUGGUCCUUGCCCUAGUUUACUAUUAAAUGUGGAUAGACUUUCUCGAUUCUCUAUAGUAUACGGCGAGUCUAAUGUGACUCAAGUACGUUCCAUCAUAAAAAAAUUAACGAGUCAGUAUGAAGGUCUGAAAGAUGAAAUAGUAUCAUUGUUAAAUACAGUAGUGGAUGCGGUGCAAUCCAUACCCAAUUUACUUUCUGCACCUCUAUCUAAGAGCAUGCUAAAUCGAAUUUACGUUCUUAUUCGUGUCUUGGAUUCCCUACUAUCAUCUGUUUUAUUUGUCGAUAUCAUUCGAUCCAAAUUCGAGACUCUAGAUGAGAUAUUAAUUUCAUGUUACCAAAACAUGAACCCACUCUUCCAAGGGAGUGUCGAGAAAGAGGAUAGUUUAUCUUAUUGGGUCUAUUUAAUUAAAAAGACAUUUAUCUCUGCCUUUAAUCUAUAUGCUGACAUUCAUUUCUUCAAACCUCUUGGUUAUAUUUCAUCCAUUCAAGAUCACCACACAUUAGACAGGAUCACAGAUAGUGUAGAUAAUGAUGACUCAACUAUUGCAUUCAUGAGCCAUAAACUAAUAAGCUAUAUUGAACAAAGUGGCUUAGAUACCACACGCUCAGCUUUCUUGGAUGCACCCUUAAUCUUAGAUUGGGAAGUAGAAUAUGAUAUUUCAAACAAACUUGCAUUGAUUGACCGAGAGCUAUUUGGUGGAGGUGAUGAACGUAUUAUGUUUCUAGUCAUGUCCAUGGAGCAAGUUCGAGACAGUAAUGAUGAUAAGGGUAGAGUUUUAUUACACGAUCCUUCUAAAAAGGAACAACCCGAUGUUACAGAGAAUAUAGAAAAGGUAUCUCAAAUCCAUGAUUUAUUCCCUGAACUUGGUGAUGGAUUUAUUGAGGCAUGUUUAGAAGCCAGUCAUUAUGAUGCAGAGUUAGUCAUUAUGCAGCUCUUAGAGGAUACAUUACCCGAUUCUGUUCGACAGUUAGAUCGCAAGAUGGAAAGAAGGGCCUUAUUACCACCUGACGCUGUUGCUCAACCUGAUGAUGAAUUACAACGAACAGAGCCCUCGCACCCAUCCCUUGAUUCAAACAAAGAAAGUAUAUUGAAAACAAGACGAAAUAUAUACGAUCAUGAUGAAUUUGAUAUCUUUAAUCGACCUACAGUCGAUAGUUCUAAAAUGUAUAUCGGCAAAAAGGACAAGGGAAAUGCAGAUUUAUUAUUGAAUGAUAAGAGUUUUAUCCAAGCUGAAAAGAAGAAUGUCUUGAAGCGUGUUGUAGAUAUGUAUGAUGAUGAAUAUGAUGAUACUUAUGAUGAUAUCAAUGAUGUCGGUGUGCCUGCCUCUAUGGAAAAUGGAGAUGAUACUGCAAUAGAUAUUAUAAAAAGGAAACAAGAAGUCGUUGAUCCUGGUGUUAUUAAUGAAAGUCUACUUGUUCAUACAUUUGUUGAUCAUCCAGAAUUAUUUGUUCGUAAUAGUACAGCUCGUAAAUCAGCGAAAAGAGCUGAAUUGAGAAAGCAAACUGGUAUGUCGAAUGAGCAAUUAGAGGGAUGGGCUAUUAUGUUUAACAGAAAUCCACGUAAAAACAAGAUCCUGGAUAAAUAUAUGCUAUUUGAUGGAAAUCAGAAUCAAGUGACUGAAGAAACGAGUCAGGCUCAAAAGGACUCUCAGGGGAAGGAAAAUAAACGUCCUCCUGUGAGUGAAACACAAGAACGUACCUAUAAAAACAAAAACAAGGCUCGCUUUGCUAAUCAUAAUCGUAAAGCGAUGAGGGAUAAAAAAGUUUCUAAAAACAUGCCACCACCGAAUUAA
Molecule: messenger RNA, 2064 nt
Organism: Cokeromyces recurvatus
Lineage: Eukaryota; Fungi; Mucoromycota; Mucoromycetes; Mucorales; Mucoraceae
Exons: 2
Coding region: 1-2064 (687 amino acids)
Molecular function (GO): ubiquitin binding
Source: RefSeq, a predicted model, not a curated record